CUUCCACUCAUAAUAUACUAUCAAAAAUUUUUUUUUUUUUCUAGUUUUUUUUGUUCAAUUUUGUUCAAUUUAACAAUGGGUAACGUACUUUCCUUAAUGGAUCAACCAGAUGAUGAAACUUAUGCUCCAAGAUAUCAUAACCCGCAGCAACAUCAAACGCAAUAUCCUCUUUAUACUACGACUACGACAAGACAAUCAUCAGCACCAUAUCAUAAUAUGCUUACAUCAACUGAAGAAGAAAGUACCCGUCAAUCAUAUGAACAAUUAAGAUAUGAAAGACUUAGACGUGAAAGGGUUAAGCGUAAGGAACUAGAAAAAUUUGAAAUUGAACAAGAAGAAUACGCAAAAAAGUUAAGAGAACAAGAGUCUUUAGAAAGACUUAGACUGAAAGACGAAAGAGAAAGACAUAGAACUCAUGAUAUUAAUAACGACAUGUCAUAUCAAUUUAACAAGAAAGAACAAAAUAAGGAUUUUAGAAGUAAUCCAGAUAUAAGACAACAUGUUGAAUAUGAUUCAUACGAUAGGCAAAUUAGAUAUUGACGUACAAGACUUAAAAAGAGUCAGGGGCUUUAUGCCGAUAAUAAUGAUGAUCAAGAUAUCAAUUAAAGGAAUACAUGUCUUGUUCAUUCUUGUUUAAAAAUUUCUGAGAUUUACGAGAUCAUAAUUUUGUAUAAACGAUUAGUCGAUUAUAUUAUAUAUAUAUUAUUAAAGUUAUGUAUAUACUAAAAUUUUUUUGGAAUUGAAUUCUUGAUUUUUCUAACUUCAU
Rhizophagus irregularis DAOM 181602=DAOM 197198 is the source of this 766-nucleotide messenger RNA. RefSeq lists its product as uncharacterized. Lineage: Eukaryota; Fungi; Glomeromycota; Glomeromycetes; Glomerales; Glomeraceae. The record is from RefSeq and is a predicted model, not a curated record.